Cryptomeria japonica (Japanese cedar) is the source of this 1289-nucleotide messenger RNA. RefSeq lists its product as uncharacterized. NCBI's taxonomy places the organism in Eukaryota, Viridiplantae, Streptophyta, Pinopsida, Cupressales, Cupressaceae. Gene Ontology annotation, biological process: regulation of defense response; regulation of jasmonic acid mediated signaling pathway; response to wounding. The transcript has 4 exons. The record is from RefSeq and is a predicted model, not a curated record. Gene Ontology annotation, cellular component: nucleus. The coding region runs from base 287 to 868 and encodes 193 amino acids.
ACUUUUCGCCCCCACCUGUACAGUUUGCGUAUACAAUCGGAAUGAGUUUCGCACGAUGCCGCUCUUUCAUCGAUUCUAAGCUUUGAUUGCCAACAGUUUUUCAGAAUGGCUGCCUUCUCACACGUACUCUUUACAUGCAAAAUUGCGUCACGUUUCUUAGCUACUAUGAAACACCACCCAUUGCGGCCGUGCAGUUUAUAAACUCUUUUAUAUACCAUUCCUGCGUCUCCCUUCAUUGCCUUGAACAUUCAUUACAUACAUUAGAUUGUAUCUGUUUUGGUAAGAGAUGUCUCAACCUCACCUCGUCACAAUCGACUUCUUGGGAAUUGGAAGUGAUGAAACUGCUAAGGAGAAUACAACUUCUGCCAUGGAUUCUCAACCACAACUUAUGAAGAGGCAAGCAAUGCAAUCAUGCCUGAGAAAGAUUAAACCACACAUGGUGCGACAAGUACUCUCUCAUUGCGAGGUUUCUGAAGACUUAAAGACCAUGGAAUUGUUUUCCCAACACGCCACGGGAUUUGGAUCGGAUAGUAAGGACAGCCAAAUCAGCAUUUCUGAAGCAUUGAAUUUGAAGACCCCUACGAAACCGUCAUCUUCUCAGCUAAUGCUUUUGUACAAUGGAGCACUAAAUGUCUACAGCAACGUUUCUUCUGAUAAAGCACAGGCUAUAAUGACCAUGGCAGCCGGUAACGGGAAUAGUGCAAACAUAUCAAAUUGUGUAGCUUUUUCAAAGAGAUUACGAGAAAGUGUUUCCAAUUCAGAAGGAUCUGCAAAUCAAAGACACCAUCUUGGCAUAGCGCAUUGGAAACUUCGAAUAGCGAAGAGAAAAUCCCUUGGACGCUUUCUCCAGAAACGGACGGCCAGGUAGAGAACUUCUUGGUUGAUAUGCGAUGGGGAUUGAAAGAGAGAAAGAGAAGAAUUUGUUCAGUAAAUUCGAUGAGAUUGUUCGGUGUUUGCGCGGAUUUUAAGAGAUAAUUUCCCUGUGAGAGCUCAUUAAAUGGAGGCUGCACAAUCGGACGAGAGAGUCGUACGUCGUGAAUGAUUGCUACAGCUUUUGAGUGAAGCAGUUCAAGCACCGUCCCACAUUUGUCGGCGAAUUGUAGCUCAUAUUGUAUUUGAAACAUCAAAUUUUGAUAUGUGUUGUUUUUGACCGUGAUUAGUUAUCAACUAAUCAAGAAUUUUCCUCAACCACGUUAUUUGACUGGUUAACUAAGGUUACAUUGAUUUUUUUUAAUCAAUUAUAUGAUAUUGCAAAUGCGACAAUUAUUUUCAAUAAUUGUAUUUGGCUA